AUGUUAACGAACAAUACCAAUCUUGCUGGUAGAAGUAACGAUACCUUUGAAUACAUGGAAUUCCGUGUUUUUAAGAUAGCACUGUACGUUGCAAUCUUCACAUUUAGUUGUGUCGGGAACAGUUUAGUGGCCAUUGUGAUCAUUGGGGCCAGAGGAAUGAGGACAACUCCAAACCUUUUGAUCCUGAAUUUGGCUUUAUGUGACCUCUUGACACCCGCUUUAAGCAUUCCGUUUGAUUUAGCUUUGGAAGAACUUAACCAAGAGUGGCCGUUUGGUAGGGUGAUGUGCAAACUUUUGUGGCCAUUUCAGACGGCCCUUUCCACAUCAUCAUCUUUAACUUUAGCAGUUAUUAGUUUGGACAGAUUUAAAGCGCUUGCAAAGCCAUUGAGCGAACGCCCAUCAUCUAUCCGAGUUGUGAAGACUGUUGUGGCAAUUCAUGUUUUCUCCAUCAUUUUAUGCACUCCUUAUUUUAUUGCUUUGCAAUACAACAGCUCUCCAAGGUCCUGCGCUGAAACUUGGACAAAACCGGGCUACAGACAAGCUUAUACCAUUGUGCUGUUUCUGUUUCAAUUUGCUCUUCCUCUGGCAACUAUGUCUGCAUCGUACCUGCUUAUUUAUCGAAGCUUACGUUCGAACACGACAAGGCUUUUUUCCGAGAGCACCAAAAACCACAGACACGAACGUCGCAUCAUCAACAAAAACUCGACUUCAAGCAAGGAAGAAAGCGAAUUUAAACGAAGGGAACAGAACAUUCGCUUAGCAAAAAUGUUCGUUAUCGUUGUAGUGGUAUUUGCAAUAGGCAUGUCUCCCAAUCAAUUUUUAUGGCUUUGGGUAGACUUUGGACGUGGCGCAAAGCACAGAUUGUUUCAUUACAUUUCUGUAGUAAGCCGUCUGUUCACCUACGCCAACAGUGUGUUGAAUCCGUUCAUCUAUGCUUUGAAAAGCAAAGAAUUUAGGUCUGGAUUUGCAAGGAUUGGACGCGCAGGUAUGAAGCCCUUGAGAAAGAUAAGCACUGAUACAAGGAAAUUUGUUCUCAAAAAGGUCAGCAGAAGUGCGAGUCAGGGCCUCGUCCCAGAAACAGCCGAAGUCCAUCCAUUAACAUUCAUUCAAAAUGGCGACGCCGGCAGAGAUGUUGCUACUGAUUCGAGAGGAGCCAAGGUGUCGAAUAACGACCCCGUGGAAAACAUAUGUGCUUCACACAAAAUAUUAUUCCUUGAGACUCUCUCAAAACCUGGAGCGCACAAUUUUUUCAAAGAGCUUCGCGAAAGCUCAUGUUGAAGGCAUUGUGAAUGAAAGUCCGGCCAUCAGGCAUUAUUACAUUCACCUCGAUAGUGAAAGAACUCUCGUUCCAAUCCUGCCCCUAAUCUCAGCUGAAACGAUUACAAGAAAUAAAUAAUGAUAAACGCAGCUGGGAAAAAUUAAAAGAGCCGAAUAAAAUGUGUCGUUUCAAAACCUGCCGGGUUGUCCGUCGUAUACAACCCUUUUAAAAUAGUUUCCUUUGUAAUUCCGGAAAUGUUCAAAAUAUCGGAACAGGCUUAAUGCGAUAUUUGAUUUAUUAUCAUGAAAUAAGAAAUGAUCUUUGAGGUCAAAUUUUAAUUACAUUUAUAAGAAUUAAAUAGAUUUUCCCCAGGGUUCAAGCCUGUGACCUCAGAUCACAGUGAUCUUUCAACUGAGCUAUGCCUUCUAUGAUCUGUCGCUGUGUCUGGAGGUCGGAGCUUGGGAUCCCAGCUGAACCAGAAAAUCGUUCACGCUUUCGCUAUAUAUAACUCAGCUGCAAACAUUACCAUUUACUUACUCUUCUUUUGGGCGCAUUUUAUCGAUAUAUGAUUUGUAUGUGCAAUGGGUUUAUAUCCUGUCGUAACAAACGCUAAAUUGACAAAACUGGACGUUAAACUGAAGUACUUAAGUUUCAAGAUGUAAAUUAGUAAGUUAGAGUCGCACUUUGAGGUAUAAGGUAUUUGUUUUCGUUAGGGAAGUGUAACAACCUUUGAGGAGAAACAAGCAAGCCUGGAAUUUACGAGAUAAGCGACAAGGGAAAGGUGAAACAGACCGAUAUCAGGAUGGUGCCCGUAUCCAAAUUCCCUCGUAGUUCCUCCGCCUCACCAUGGAUUUACGUGAUACUUAGGUUUCAUCAGGAAACUGUGAUGAACAUGAAUAGAUAAAUUUAAAGCCAAAGGAACGCCAUACUACGGCAGAAAUACUACUCGAUAACGUUUUACCUAAGCUGCAGCACCUAUAUUCUCAUCUUUGAUACCUACCGGGUUCCUCAACCAGUCACUUGUAUCCUCUUUAUUUUCAAGCUUAAUUGUUUAAUGCCGUUUAGAGCAAUUUUCAAUUUUGCUUUGAAAGUAAUCCGGGAUUGCGUUGGUUUUGCUUUACUCCGGAAUGCGAUUAGUCCAGAAAACUCGUUCAACCCUCUCAACCAAUCAGAUUAAAAGAUUAAGCCACUGGUGACUCCCCACUCGCGUUUUUCUCGUGCAAUGAGCAGUUCGCUUGUUUUUACUUUGAAUUUUCAUUAGCUUAUUGUUAUAUUAUGUCUGCCCUGAUUGGCUGAUGAAAUGAUUAAUGAAUGAGAGGGUUAGUUUCUAAGAGAACUGUGGUGCUGCGCCGGUGGAAGAGUAUAACAGGGUAAUUUAGUAUCAUCAACUGAGUUGAUAACAUUAACUGGCCACCGUAAAGAGUUUAAAAGCUGAAGUUUCGAGCGUUAGCCCUUCGUCAGAGCGACUGGGAUCGAACACAAUUACUCUGACUAGGGGCUAACGCUCGAAAUGUCAGCUUUUAAACUCUUUACGGUGGCCAAUUUAUGCUAUCAACUCAGUUGCUAAUACUGAAGUACCCUGGUGACAUGAUUACUUUGGUUUUGACAGAGUGCGCUAUAGUCCAUAUAGAUUUUUCAUUUCUGUCACUGCCGUCCUUGAAAUCUAACACUUGGGUUUCUCUUGUAGUUGAACCAAAGUAGUAUUUUUUCAUGGCAUUCGCGUAAGUAUAGGCGGGUCAGCGGGUGUGGGAAAUCCAAUAACAAUGACAAUAGUAAAAAUUCGACAGAUUAGUCUAGUAUGAAAUUAGCUGGGCGGUGAUAUGUGCAUUCCAAAGAUCGUACCCCUUCAAAUUUUGUUCUGCUAUAAUCAUGAUUCGGCGCACGACUAGUCUGAGACGUGACCUCAACUUGCUGACUUUCUGCCAGCCGAUGCAUACACAGAUACGGGGCUGAAAUUUUGACAACCUAAUUCGAGUGUUAAUCCGAUCCCUUUUUUAGAAAUAGUCAAAGCUAUUUAAAACAUCAUUGUAGUCUUAAAAGCUUCCGACAGACGACAUGGAUUAAGGUAUUACUAACAAUUCAGUUGAUUAUGAUUUCGACACACCCACUUUCCUACACUGAAGCAUAAGUUUCCUAUAGUUAGCUUACCACAACGCUGAAAUGGCCUUUGAGUAGAGCUUUGAUUAAAACAAUAAUGAGUCGAAUUCCUGUUUGGCUGCAGUGCGGUCUUGUGGUUAGGCCAUUCAUUGUGCACUUUUGCCAAAUGUGGUUUGGGAUUGUCCCUACUACGUGUUACUAAUAUUCUAGAAAUCAGCUUAAUUAAUUCUUGAAGUGGAUCAUUGUUAUUUGGGUAUCUGGAUGCUCCGCAGAUGGUGAAUGACUAGGUUUUUUUCGGCAAAAAAGUGGAGUGGGCUGUUUUGCUUCUCAUUCGUUCACCAACAGUAUUUUAUUGAAGGUAGUCUCUCAUAACAAAAUGAAGAAACCCUUGACGUCCACCGAAUGAUUUUAAAUGACUUCGUCAGGUAUUACGAUGAAAUGAUCUAUCCUUUGAUUAGUCAGCGAUAUACAAAUCAAUCACUCGUGUGACCCUAGUAAGCGCGCCUUCCUUUUGUCACAAUUGUGCGGAAACUUGUUGAUGUUUUAAUAAAGUUUAAAUGGUGUUCUUACUUUGAUGAGUUUAUGAGAGCCGCCUUUGAUGUAUCCCCACGUAUUUGCAAGACAAGUCACGUCUUUUGUGCCGCGUAAAUAUAUUGAUUUUUCUUUCACUGUCAAACAACGGAGCAGGAAUUUCACUACUAUUCGCCUUUCCUUCGCCCCCAAAUUCUUGGAGAGCCACUUUCUGCUAAUCUGUUUUUCUGUUUGUUUUUUUAAUACCUCCUGCUAAGAUCUCAUUAUUUAUAUGUCUUUGUAUUAUUGUAUCGGCGCCUGUCUGGUUCAUCAAUAGUAACUGCGUGGUUUUAGUUUACUAAAGGAACAAACCAUGUAAAGGUCACUGGUUUAAGUAUGUUGCAUUUAUCGAUCUCAUCGUCCGGAUAUGACGGCGUCUGGCGUCGGUGGGCAAACACUGAGACCAUGAAUAGACCACGAAUUCAAAUCGCCCGUCUCUUGCCAUUCCGUCAGUGCCUUUAGUGGCGAACAGCUAUUACGCGCUGAUUUCAUCGGCCAGUCUUUCGUAACUGUCUCGGUAAACCUAAAGGAGGGCACGUAACAAACACAACCGUCAUUUUUUGUGUUGAGUGUAUCAUUUGAAAAUGGCUGUAAAUGAAAGCACCAUGGCAAGUAAUAUAACUGGUGUCCUAUCCAACUUGGAAUAUCUAGAGUUUCGAGUGGUUAAGGUAUUACUGUACGUUUUAAUCUUCAUUUUAAGUUGUAUCGGCAACAGUUUGGUCGUAACCGUCAUCUUAAGGGCCAAAGGAAAAAGGACACCAGCCAAUCUGUUGAUUCUGAACUUGGCCGUGUGUGACCUCGUCAUUCCAGCUCUGAGCAUUCCCUUUGAUUUGGCCCUGGAAGAAUUGAACUACGUUUGGCCAUUUGGAAGAGCUAUUUGCAAAGUUUUGUGGCCAUUCCAGACGGCGUUUUCAACUUCCUCUUCGUUGACUCUGGCAGUCAUCAGCUUAGAUAGGCUUAGAACUCUUGCGAACCCGUUUGCUAAACGUGUCUCGAUGGAAACGAUGGUGAUGAUUGUGUGCACUAUACACGCUUUCUCAAUUGGCUUGUGUAUUCCCUAUUUCAUCGCUUUGGAACUCAACGACAAAGAAGACUCCUGCGAUGAGGACUGGCCAAGUUUUGGCCAUAGACAAGCAUAUACAGUUGUAUUGUUUCUGUUCCAGUACGCCUUACCUUUAAUGACAAUGGCUGUGGCGUACUCUCUCAUACAUCACAGCUUGCGAGCAAGCACGAAAAGAUUAUUCUCUACAGAUAAGCAAAGCAAAAGAUCCUUCAAAAGACCAUCAUCGACCAUCAGUGAUAAAAAUAUUGAAUUUAAAAGGAAAGAGCAGAACAUUCGUUUGGCAAAGAUGUUUGUUCUUGUCGUCGUUGUGUUCGCCAUCAGCAUGUUCCCGAAUCAAGUUCUUUGGAUUUGGGUGGACUUCGGAAAUGGCGCCAACAACAAAUUUUUUCAUUAUAUUUCUGUAGCGUGCCGUAUUUUUACUUACGCUAAUAGUGUGUUAAACCCGUUCAUUUAUGCCUUGAAAAACAAAGAAUUCAGGUCCGGGUUUGCAAAGAUUGGCCGCACAACCAUGAAGCCCUUGAGAAAGAUUAGCAACGAAACCAGGAAAUACGUUCGCAAAAUCAGUAGGAACGCCAUUUUAGAUAGCUCAAGCCCAGCUCGUGUGAAAUAUUUUGCAGGCCGGGAUGAUACACUAAGCGAUUUAGCCACAAUCGUAGGGCCCGCGAAUUGUUCUGAAUCAACAAAUAUUUCCCAACCUGCUAGACACCGUAAUAGAAAGAGUCCAUGUUACGAAAUUCAAGGCGUAAGACUUUCACUAAAUUUAGCUGCAGGGCCCAUUCGGCCAAUGCUAUCAAACGACUCUCCUGUUCGAUUUUGUUGGGAUGGCACGGAGCCCCUACGAGAAAUUGUUCGCAGAGACUGUUUAAAUCCUAGAAUCCAUGGCAAUUCAGAGACUGCGCGCUCUUUCGAUGAUGCAAGAAUGAUUUCGGAGGCAUGGAAACCUUCAGCGUUACACGAUGUACUUCGGGAACUUCCCGAAACGAAUUGUUGA
Molecule: messenger RNA, 5979 nt
Organism: Pocillopora meandrina
Lineage: Eukaryota; Metazoa; Cnidaria; Anthozoa; Scleractinia; Pocilloporidae
Source: the annotation of a GenBank genome assembly